Molecule: messenger RNA, 3569 nt
Organism: Trematosphaeria pertusa
Lineage: Eukaryota; Fungi; Ascomycota; Dothideomycetes; Pleosporales; Trematosphaeriaceae
Exons: 8
Coding region: 139-3471 (1110 amino acids)
Source: RefSeq, a predicted model, not a curated record
AUCGACGGUCCCUCGAAUUGCUUUGGCCAUCCUUUUGACAUCCCACAUCAUCGCAAUCGAACAACUCGAGUCUAACUCUGUCAGAUCCCUGUGCUAUCAUACGCGUUCAUAGCCGUUAUAUUCCUCGUGAGAGACAAUAUGCCUCGACUCACGCCAGUCGUGUCGACGCUAGCAAGGCAGACGAUGCGAGCGGCUUUCGAAGACCUCGAACAAACCAUAACUCCAGUCGAUUUUCGGGACAUGCGCUCAGUAACGGCUAUCCAACAAGUGCGUGCUGUCGCACUCGACAUUGAGAACCAAUUGGCGGCCAGACAAGCGCUGCGCAACAUGCGUCGACUCGUACCUCUGCUCAACGGGCUGGAGCACUACGCAAAAGUGAUUGAUGUCCUCUGCAAUGGAACGCCGUUUCUGUCCUGGAUUUGGUCGCCCAUUACCCUGAUAUUGAGAGUAGCCUCUGAGUAUGUAGAGGCUUUCGAGCAGAUCAUGAAGGGAUACAGCAAGAUUGCCGAAGCGCUAAGCCGCUUCCAGAUGCUUAGUCACGCGUUCAUCAAGAACCCGGACUUUCAGCAAACAGUCGCGGUGUUCUAUGCUGAUAUCCUCCAAUUCCACAAGCAUGCGUACAGAUUCGUUCGCCGCAGCGGUUGGAGGCUCCUAUUCCUCACAUCGUGGGGCCGCUUCCAAAGACGCUUCGAUCAUAUUGCUGAGGACUUAGAUCGACAUGGAGAGCUCAUCGAUCGGGAGGCCAAUGCUCGCAACAUCGCCGAGGCGCGCCAGAUGCGCCAGGAUGUCCGCAGCUGGAGAGAUGAGAGCCUUGAGAAGUUGAGGAUCGAUGAAGAACGCCAAGCGGAUAAACAGUAUCGAACAAUCUUGUCCUGGCUAAAGGUCGAUGAGAUGGAGCAAAGUUCGAUCUUUGACUCGAUCACGGAAGAAGCAACCAAGUUCCCGGGAACAUGCGAUUGGCUAUUGAAGAGUGACAAGAUUAGCUCUUGGCUCCAAAGGAAGCCCGAUAAUCCACUUCUGUGGCUCCAAGGAAACCCUGGAACUGGAAAGAGUGUGAUAUCGACUCGGCUCGUCGCUUUCCUUCACGCUUCCAAAUCCUAUGUUAUCCACCAUUUCUGCACCUAUAAUUACGCUUCUUCGACAAAAUACGACAAUAUCUUGAGAUCGCUGCUUCUGCAAUUGCUGCGCAGAAAUGGUGAACUGGUCGCACAUGUCUACCACGAAUAUGUAAUUGGCAGGAAAUUACCCACGACCUCUUGCCUCGAACAGCUCCUCCAAAGAUUUCUUGCUGCAAUUUCUGAGGAGCCUCGGUCAACUGAAUACGUUUGGAUAGUUAUUGACGGCGUGGAUGAGUGCGAGGUGGCAAGACAGGCACGGCUGGUUACUCUUCUAAACCAAAUCGCGUCCAGGUCUAGCGGACAAGGCGCGAAGGUCUGUAAGGUGUUGCUGACAAGUCGUGCCUCGCAGACCAUGACCAAGCGUCUCCGCAAGCAGCAAAUAAUCUCCCUCAGUGACGAGAGCCACUACUUAGGGAAUGCCAUCCAAAACUAUGCCUCGCAGCGAUUACGAUCCUUGCACGAACGGUUCUGUCAACUCGCAGUAGAUUCUGACGAGCUCCAAGAGAUAGAAAAUCUGAUUGCGGAGAAGGCUCAAGGAAUGUUUCUCUAUGCCCGACUAGUACUUGACUAUCUCAGCACGAACAUAUUCUACAGUAGCUACGAGCUCAAAGAGUCGAUAAAGAAAUUGCCUCAGACGCUUGCCGACUUUUAUCACAAGAUACUGGCCCAAAUAUUGGCGCAUCUAGACUCACGCUCGGCGGAGAGAAUCCGAUGCAUUCUGGGCUGGAUCGCGUUCGCAAAGCGACCUCUUAAGAGAAUAGAACUUCUCUCCGCCCUGUCAUUCAGUACUGGCAACCCAGAUGUAGCCCACUCAGCACCGCGUUACGUUCUUGAUCUGUGCGGUCCUCUUGUCGAAGAAAGGCGCGACACAACGCUCGCAUUUAUACAUGUCUCUGUAAAGGAGUUUCUCCGUACGUCUUCCACCACCGUGGUCAUCAAGGAGCGAGAAGCGCUACUGGAACAGGGCGUGGCAAGUAUAACGUGCCUCCUUUCCGGACUUCACGUUUUUAGCGACGCAUACAAUGAGCAGGACAAGCUUCUUCGACUGGUGAAGGGCGUCCAUGCCUUCCACAUCUAUGCGACUGAGUACUGGACGGAGUACCUGCUGACGACUGCGGCGGACUGCGGCGGACUAGAAGCAUCCCCUACCCUCCUGUCAUUGGCGUAUCGUCUCACUGAUGUGCUUGAAAAAGUCCCUCUUGCUCCACCAAGCCAACCCACGACUUGUUCCACGACGGUUGACGAUCGAUUAUCCCUGCUGGGACAACAUAGCGUCCUACAGAAAUACGUCGAGAACGCGCUCUUAGCUCGGUCACAGAAGCAACUGGAGCAUGAAAUCCAAAAAUUAGCCGCGAACCCUAAAGAACCAUCACCAAACGUCUGCUUCUUAGACGGCAUCUCAGCCAUGCUCAACUCCUACGAGAAGGCCGUAGAGGCUCUUCUCAAUCAAGAUUCUAUUCCAGGAGCAUCCAUCGAAGAAGUGGAUUCGUUCAAAAGCUUCUUCCGCACCUCUGCGUACACCUGUCGCCUACGCUUGUGCCCUCGUGCCACCAUCGGAUUCAGCUGUGCACAACUUCGUUGGGAGCAUGAACUAGCACAUUCUGGAGGGCUUCGGUGUACUUUUCCGGGGUGCCAGUAUCCGCCUUUCCGAUCUCCGCAGUCUUUGAAGAAACAUACGGACCAGUGCCAUGCGGGCCGUGCCCCACGGGCUUCGAUACGAAGGGUAGCCCGAUUGGAUCCAGGAAAUCGCCUAGGAGGCUUAAGAAGUUCGGCGAGUACUGCAGGCCAGAAGCCUGAGGAGGCAACUAGAGGAAUAAGCCAGACUCCCGGUCUCACUCCUCAGGAAUGUGUGCUCUGCAAAGGCACGGGCCGUAUGGUUGGCGGCUACUUAGUAUCUCGUAGUUGCAACCACUGCGGGGGACGGGGCACCACCAUGCACUUUCGUGGGUUCUAUCGUAAAGACCCUUUGACACCACCGGAACCAGAACCGGAACCGAGCGCCGUGUUGAGCCCCUUUCCAUGGCCCGAUUUAAAGCAUGGACUACAAGAACAGAGCCAAGAUCGGACUCCUAAUUCCCAGCAACCUCUUUCCGUGAACAACGACGCUGCUCAUGUAUUGGAAAAGCCCGAUAGUGCCACCGAGUUAUACGGUCCGAACGGGAUAUUAGGGAAACGGGCUGGAACCGAAUUUGCCGAACGCCCUGGUGAAGGGUGGGCUAGCACAAUGGAUGGACCCCCGAGCUCUACGGCUCCGGGUGACGCCGCCCAACCGGAUAUAUUUGCUGUCGCAUCUCUACCAAGUAAAGCGCCAGGAGAUCAAUUCCCGGCCUGGCGCCAAUGGAUUGAGAUGUAAGCCGUACAGAGAGAGAGAGAGCAGAAAACCGAGAGAGUCACUCUAAUAUAAAGCAAACGCAGAGCGUGAGGGUAACAGGACUCAUGUGAAACGAUGCA